GACGAGAUGACGGUGGUCUGGGCUCCUCCAGAGAACGACGGUGGAAAGUCCAUUACUGGCUACAUCCUGGAGAGGAAGGAGAAGCGGGCCGUGCGCUGGGUGGCGUGCACCAAGAGUCCCAUCUCCGAGAGACGCAUGAAAGUCGCCAACCUGAUCCCCAACCACGAGUACCAGUUCAGGGUGAAGGCCGAGAACGAGGUGGGCCUGGGAGACCCCAGCAAGCCCUGCAGACCCGUCGCAGCCAAAGAUCCCAUCGAGCCCCCCGGCCCCCCUGCAGGCCUGAAGGUGGGCGACAGCACCAAGACCUCCAUCACCCUGUCCUGGUCCAAACCGGUGUAUGACGGCGGCGCCCCCAUCAUCGGGUACAGCCUGGACAUGAGGCUGAAGAGCGAGGCCGACCCCGAGAAGCCCACCGAGGGCUGGAAGAGGAUCGACACUCACGGCCCGCUGGUGCUCACAGAGUUUACCAUCGGCCAACUGGACGAGAAGCAGGAGUAUGAGUUCAAGGUGUCCGCCAAAAACCAGGUGGGCUGGGGACGUCACGCCUACCUGAAGGAGGCCGUCUCUCCCAAAGAGAUCCUGGAGGCUCCAGAGAUUGACCUGGACGCCAGUUUGAGGAAGGGCCUGUCCGUCAGGGCUGGCUGUCCAAUCAGGCUUUUCGCUGUGAUCAGAGGAAGACCCGCCCCUAAGGUCACCUGGAAGCGCCUGGGCGUGGACAACGUGAUCCGCAGAGGACACGUGGACCAGGUGGACACCAUGUCCUUCCUGGUCAUCCCUGAGAGCACCAGAGAGGACUCUGGGAGAUACUCACUGACUCUGUCCAACUCGGCCGGAGAGAAAGCCGUGUUCGUCCGCGUCAAAGUCCUCGACACUCCUGGACCCGUCGGCGGCCUGGAGGCCACUGACAUCACCAAGACCAAUGCCCAGCUGUCCUGGUUGCCCCCGGAGAACGACGGCGGCAGCCCCAUCACCAACUACAUUGUGGAGAAACGCGAGGUGGACAGGAAGACCUGGAACAAGUGCACCGAGGACCUGAAGAAGACCAGCUUCAAGGUGACCAACAUGACGCCCGGCAUCGAGUACUACUUCAGAGUCACCGCCUGCAACAAGUACGGCAUCGGAGUCCCACAGGACUCGCCCAAGUCCUACCUGGCUGUGGACCCCAUCA
Messenger RNA from Plectropomus leopardus (leopard coralgrouper), 1168 nucleotides. The record is from RefSeq and is a predicted model, not a curated record. NCBI's taxonomy places the organism in Eukaryota, Metazoa, Chordata, Actinopteri, Perciformes, Serranidae.